This is a messenger RNA of Didymosphaeria variabile, 1134 nucleotides long. It is a transcript of the gene TFB4, whose product is annotated as RNA polymerase II transcription factor B subunit 4. The transcript is spliced from 3 exons. The coding region runs from base 1 to 1134 and encodes 377 amino acids. Gene Ontology annotation, biological process: nucleotide-excision repair; regulation of DNA-templated transcription. Gene Ontology annotation, cellular component: transcription factor TFIIH core complex; transcription factor TFIIH holo complex. The record is from RefSeq and is a predicted model, not a curated record. Lineage: Eukaryota; Fungi; Ascomycota; Dothideomycetes; Pleosporales; Didymosphaeriaceae.
AUGAAUGCCAUCGACGCCUCGGAGCACCACCAACGUGUGGACGAGAGUGUACCGCCCUCUCUCCUUGCAAUCGUCCUAGAUACCAAUCCCCACGCUUGGGCGCAUCUCUCCUCCACGCUCCCGCUCGCGACAGCUCUUGCCAAUCUCCUUGUCUUCAUAAACGCGCAUCUUGCCUCUGGGAAUGGGAAUAGCGUUGCUGUAAUAGCUUCCCAUUCCAAUAAAUCAUGCUUUCUGUACCCUACGCCCGCGCCUGCCUCCCCGCAACCCCGCCACAACGCUACAAAUGGCGAUGUCGACAUGAACGGUACCGCAGACAGCACCUCGUACUCGGUCCAAGAUAAUCCGAACAAAUACCGCCCUUUCGCGAAUGUAGAGACAGGGAUCCUGAACAAUUUUGCGAAGCUCAUGGAGGGCACCAAAGAAAGUCACUUGACAGCAACUCCCACCACCUUAAUCGGCGGCGCAUUGUCGCUCGCGCUAUCAUACAUUGCGAAAGCCACCUUGUUAAACCUGCCUGCUACUUCGAGUACAGAAGAAGCCAUGCUCGCGAUCGCCGACCCUGAAGCAACCCACAGCUCGUAUGUGUCGCUUGCAAGCCGCAUUCUUAUCGUGUCUGUGUCGGGCGAUCUUGCGAACCAGUACAUUCCUGUAAUGAAUAGUAUAUUCGCGGCACAGAGGAAAAGGAUACCAAUCGAUAUAUUGAAGUUGGCAGGAGACACAGUGCUGUUGCAGCAGGCCAGUGAUGCGACAGGCGGCGUGUACAUGAAGCCUGAGCGACCUGAGGGCCUGCUACAAUAUCUUAUGAUGGCAUUUCUACCCGAUCCCACUGCAAGGAGAAGUCUAGUUAUGCCGAGUGCGGGAGGUGUUGAUUUCAGGGCAGCGUGCUUCUGUCAUCGCAAGGUCGUUGAUAUUGGCUUCGUCUGCAGUAUUUGCUUAAGCAUCUUUUGCACCUCGGAUCUCCCCGACAAUCUCUGCCUGACCUGCGGCUCUUACCUGUCGCUCCGGGCCGCGCAGUCAAACCCACCAGCUUUGAUACCCAAGAAAAAGAAAAAGAAGAAGAGAGUAGGAGGUACGGACUCAGCGACACCAGGGGGUAGCACACCUGCAGGAUCGAAUACACCAAUGCAUUCGUAA